Molecule: messenger RNA, 690 nt
Organism: Symbiodinium pilosum
Lineage: Eukaryota; Dinophyceae; Suessiales; Symbiodiniaceae
Source: the annotation of a GenBank genome assembly
AUGUCAGAAGUGGCUGCUCAAGAUCCGGCAUAUUGCCAAUGGAUUCUGCGAACGGCAAAGGAUGAUUCUGCUUCACUGUCACUCCGCAUUCGAGCUCACUGGCUGAAAGAAAACAUGCCGCAGCUGCAGGAGCAAAAGUCCGCCUCGAGCGAAGGCAGACGAUUUCUUUCACAACUGGUGGCAGAAGAUCCUUCUUACUGCCAAUGGAUUCUCCAAGCGGCGGAGGAGGAGCAUGCCUCUGACAAGCAGCGAAGUCAAGCCAGCUGGCUUCUGAAACAUGCGCCGCACUUGAAGGAGACGCCCGUCGUGCUCAUGAGGAGCGUUCACAAGGGCAUACCGCUGCCGCAGGUUGUCGCUGAAGAUCCGGGAUGGUGCCGCUUCGUUCUGGACCAGGAGGCCAAGUCCAAAGCCUUCGCGUCAGCGGCCGAAUGGCUUCGCGAGAAUGUUCCCGAGCUGCUCAAAGUUUCGAAGGACGAUGCUGCUGCUGUUCAACAGAUGAGUGAAAGAAUGCUGGCGCAGUAUGGCCAAUGGUUUGUGGUGCGUUGCGGCAAGCAUCGGAUGAAAACAUUUGCGGCCAUACUCGAGGACCAUGCGCCUUUCGUAAGAUGGAUCGAGCAAGUCGUGGAGGGUGGAGAUGCCUACAAGAACUACCAGCUAUUGGCCGCCUACGCCCUUCAGCAGCGGGGCCAG